Limulus polyphemus (Atlantic horseshoe crab) is the source of this 2945-nucleotide messenger RNA. Its product is annotated as tumor protein p53-inducible protein 11-like. Lineage: Eukaryota; Metazoa; Arthropoda; Merostomata; Xiphosura; Limulidae. The transcript is spliced from 7 exons. The coding region runs from base 348 to 1178 and encodes 276 amino acids. The record is from RefSeq and is a predicted model, not a curated record.
AGACCAGAGGUUGAAGUUAUGCCGUCAGUUGCCCGUGGACGUGAGUAGCGUGAGCAGAAUUCAGCCUCCAGAAGAAACAAAGGUUAAUUAAAUUGCUGGAGGACAUAUGUAUGUGUAAAGCUGAAGUAUUACAAAGUAUUCAAAGUGUUAAAUACUUUGGAAGAGUCGAACCAAAAAAGUCAAACUUUUUACGGAGAUAAUAGAAUCUUCGCUGCUGUUUGAUCUUCUACGUGAAUCUAAUACCUUGUUAAUCCCGGAAGUCCACGCACUGGUAAAGGAUUUGCCCUCAUAGUGUGUAAAUUAAGCUAACUUGCAUCAAACGACCACGGAUAAAAUACCUGUAGAAGAUGAGUGACCCACGAGAUCAACAAGAAGAGCCUUGUAAGCUCGUUAGUGGCUCAGCAAUCCCUAUGGUCAAGCCGUUUAUACCUUCGAUCGCUCAUCGUGUAUUACAUCCAUCGAAGCUAGAAAGGAAACAUAGCAGUGGAGACCUUCAUAGCCGAUUGAAAACACGUAAGAUCUUGGGAGUCGGGGAAACUGAUAAUGGAGACAUCCACAGAUCAAAAAUCAGUCAAGUUCUUGGUCAUAACGAGCACCUGUUUGUCAAGUUCCCUCGUGGUUUCCAGGUGUGGCAUCUGUCUAUGGCGAUCAUCUUUACCUUAUGUGGAUUGAUGAAUCUCUUCCUGCCAGACCAAUGGUAUGACAUCACUUUGAAACACCAGGUGAUUGGAGAUCUCAAUGCUAAUCUCGCGACCAGAUUUUAUGGCAUCACCCUUCUUGCUUUGGCGUUUGUGUUAUGGAGCUUUUGGGGCACGUACGAUAAGAACGUUGCACGUGUUCUUCUCUCAGCCGUGGCUCUGUGUCACUUUUUGCAGUUAAUAGCUAUCAUCCUACAUACCUGGAAUGAGGGAGAGCUGAGAUUUCGACGCCUGUUAGCCCUAGUGGCCCGCUUGAUGCUGGUGUCCCUGAAUGGCUACUUCUACUGGGCUCUUGGCCGCAAUCCCUUGGGAAUCCGAAAGUCAGCUUCUUUCAAAGACCUGAGAGAUGUAAAUAUCAGACCACCACCUAGCGACUCAAGCGGGCAGGUUACUUCAGUGUCUGCUGUUUCAAUGGCCGUAGCUCUAGGUGGCGCUACUGACACAAACACCUCUUCUCUUGACACCAAGAAAACUGAGUAAAAACUCCAAAAACACUGACAUAUUCUUAUAUAUCCGUUUACUUGAGUUAAUUAUCGUAACUGAGUUUUCUCGUUGCUAAUGAUGUGAUUAAUGUUAAUUAUCCCAAAUAAAUAUUGGCUAAGAAGUGAAAAAAUAAAAUGUGAGAUUGUGAUACAUAUUACUGUUGUUUUAGAAACAUGUUCAAAUAUAAGGUAUAUUAAUAGAAAUUCGCGUUUGUGGAAGCUAUGAUAACAGAAUAGCUCGUGUUUACGUUGUUUUUGAUGUUUAUAUAUAACUCAUCACAUAACAUAACUAAGCUUUUAUUACUUUUCAGCACUAAAACCUGGGUAGAUUAUUAUAUAAAAAAAAUUUCAGGAUUUUAUAAAUCGAUACACAUAGUUUUUGUUCAUUUAUACAUAUUCCAAUGGAGAGUCGUCUGGCUCUCUCGGUUUAAUUUUUCAUAUGUUAUUUAAAGCUACCGAUAGGUGGUGCUACUUCAGAAGUCACUUGGUUAAAAAGAAGAAGUCGCGAACUUAUCUAAAGUUGAAGUGUUAAAUUUAAGCAAAUGGUGUUUGCAUAUCGUAGCCCUAUGCUCUGUAGGUAAGCUUUAAAAUGCAUACCUGUUUCGUAAUAUCAAAAAUGCCAAAAAAAGCACGGUGUAAUAUCUUGUAUCUGAUAAUUGCAUGUUGAAAACCUUAAUGUUUUGUGUCCUGUGUUCGAUUUCGUAUAUAUAAGUGACAGUUUUGGUGAUGUUAAAAUAUGUGUUUCUAUAAACGGAAUAUCUCUAGCUUACAAAAAGAUAUCGAACAUUACAGGCGAAAGUAUCAUAAUUUUAGUAUUGUUUGCACAUGUAAAAGCUUGAGCACAGUAUGACGUAUGUAGUUGAUAACUAAUUUGGCAAGUUUACCUAAACCAAAUGGAGCUUCUAGCGUUGUUCAUAUUACAUUUAGUAUCCUCGUAAAUCCUUGGCUAAAGAUAUGAUAAACGUUUUUCUACGUCGAUGGAAAACUCGGAAAGUCUGUAUCAUUAUGACACUUUUAAUAUCUGUACCAAGCGACGUUGAUAGUAUUAACAAACUAUUGUUAUUCUCUCGCCUACGGUUUUAAUGUUCAAUUACAAAAGAUCAUGAUAAGCUCCUGAUAGCUGGUGUGAUUUGUAAACUCCACUGUGUGUGUGGGAUGUAUAAAGAUCCGUAAAUAAAACGAUGUACACAUUUUAUUACAUGGAAAAGUGUAUCUUGUUCAUGUUUCAAAUGCUUCCUUGGCUUAGAGAACAUUUAUACUGUUUAACUUUUUUCAUCUUUUCCAAAUAAAAUCAGUUCUGAAUUUAGUUAUUCUGAAACUUACCAUUGAAACUCACGUUGUAUAACAAUUUUAAAUUUCUCUUCAUGGGCGGAGGGACCAGGGGGCAAGUGCUUACGCCUGUUGGGAACAGUUUAAUAACUGUUAAUCAUUUUAAGGCUGCCAUACACUAGUGGCUGUACGUCCGUGUUUUACCAUGUUUGUUCAAGGAAUCUCUCCAUUUGAAGUCUAUAAAUGCGACAUUUUCAUGGAAUCGUGUCACCUGAUCGCCAUAGUAUUACCACGUUCAGGUCUCACAUGCACUUAAGCCCCCCAUUCACACCACACCCAGAUAGCUUUGCUUCUUCCGCCCGCAAUACUGGCUAAAUUAUUUUAGAUUAAAUUAGAUUAAUUUAGAUUAAUUAUUAAACCUUCAGCUUGUUAUAAUAGAUUAUAUAGCUUGAAGACAAAAAAAAAAGGAAAAUUAAAACGCAACAAAUGAAUCAAC